AUGGCAGCUGCUCAAGAUGUCGAGCUGGAUGCGCCCACAGGCAGCCAAGCUGCGGAGCUGGACGAAGGCCAAGCAAUUUGCUGGAUCUGCCGCGAUCCAGACAGGCAGGAGCCUUUGGUGGCACCUUGCCGCUGCCGGGGCAGCAUGCGGGGCGUCCAUGCGAGCUGCAUCGAGUCCUGGAUUGCUGCGAGAACACGACAGCGAUUGCGGCCUGAACUGCAGGGUGGCGACCAUGUGCAACCGCAGAUUUGUUGCGACUUGUGUGGUGAGCCGUACCAAGCAGAACAUCAUCCUGCUCACCUCUGCGAUUGCUUGAAGGCGCACAUGCGUGAGUGUUUGGAGCAACUGCAAGAUGAACUUGGCACUCUUGGUCUCCGACGAGUGUGUGGAAUCGUCUUGGGAAAUUGUUGGCUGACUUGCGUCAUGAUGGGAAGCGCCAUUCUGGUUUCAGACAUUCUUAAGGAGGCA
Molecule: messenger RNA, 468 nt
Organism: Cladocopium goreaui
Lineage: Eukaryota; Dinophyceae; Suessiales; Symbiodiniaceae
Source: the annotation of a GenBank genome assembly